CUCCAAAGUGUCAGAGAUGCACAGUCCAUCUUUGGUUGCCACAAGAGGUGCGCAUUGGCAACAUGCCCAACAGACAACGAGGCGGCAUUUGAUUCAGCUGAAGCAAGGCACGGGCGCCGUUUUGCGAUUUCGUGGCUGCUCCUUCGGCGCCGAGCUCGGCAUUUCGGCUGCCGUUUGGGCGAAACCCUGAUCGCUUUGAGAGAAGGAGCGAUCGGAUGAGCGAGCCGGCAGGCCGCAGCAGCUUCGCUCAUUGGUGGCGACCCGCGUAAAGACGCGCAGGGCGUCGCCGUUCAGACUGACGUGCUCGUCGUUGCCUCUGAUGCUCAUCACCCGUCGUGACCGUGACCGUCUUCACACUGUCACACCGUCUGUGCUCUUUCGUUGCGAGCACUAUAAAACAUCAACAAACCCCUCCCCGCUUUGCCCGCCCGGUUGGCAGCAAUUCGGCAAACUCGCUCUUCCCCUCCUCUGUCCUCCCAUACCUGAAGCGUAAACUCAACAAGUCAGAACUACAAAAACGGACGACGUGACGCAAAAUCCGCCACCAACGUAAAAACGGUCUGCAUCUCGGCAUAAAGCGACCCCGCCAUCGGGCUGAAUGAGAGGACAUGGCAGCCAUGAGCACUACGACAGCGACAGCGACCCCGACGUAGACGCGCUCCUCGAAUUCCCGAGCGAGCCAGCGGCCGCAAGUACACGAGGCAAUGGCCCGUACCUUGCUGCCGUAGCGGAGAGCGACGACGCUGCCAUCCGGGACCCUCCGACUGCCCAGCCAUCUCAACAGAAAGAUGCCCGCAGCAAAGAACCAGUGGCGUGGAGCGAUCUGCCCCGGAAGGACCAGCUGGUCAUCAUCACGCUGGCUCGUAUGAGUGAGCCCCUUGUGCAGACCUCGUUGCAGUCGUACAUGUUCUACCAACUCAAGUGGUUCGACCCGUCCCUUCCCGAUGCGACCAUCUCGAGCCAGGCCGGUGUUCUGCACGCUAGUUUCAUGGCCGCGCAGUGUCUCACGGCCAUGCUUUGGGGCCGCGUGGCCGACUCGCACCGCGCUGGCCGCAAGACGGUCUUGCUGGUAGGCUUACUGGGCACGAGCGUGUCGUGCUUGGGUUUUGGCUUCUCCACCACGUUCUGGCAGGCGCUGGUGUUUCGAACGCUGGGCGGCAUGACCAACGGUAACAUCGGCGUUAUGCGGACCAUGAUCAGCGAGGUAAUUCGCGAAAAGAGGUUCCAAGCUCGGGCCUUUCUCCUCCUGCCCAUGACCUUCAACAUCGGAGUCAUCAUCGGGCCAAUCCUUGGCGGCAUCCUCUCCGAUCCCGCAGGUAGCUAUCCCGAUGUCUUCGGCAGAGUACCCUUUUUCGUCAAGUUCCCCUAUGCCGCACCCAAUAUCCUCUCGUCCUUCUUUCUCCUGUGUGCCGCCGCUGCGGUGUGGCUCGGCCUUGAGGAAACACUCGACUCCCUCCGCGAUGGCACGCCAGAUUUUGGUUCCCGACUGGGCCAGAAGCUCACGAGGAUCGUCAAGGGGAGGUUCAAGAGGGAAGGAAGAGGCGGGGAGUAUCAGAGACUCCUUUCCGACGAUGUUGAGCUCGACGGCGAGGAAGCCGUCGUCAAACCCCCCGUCAAGCGCUACACGCAGCGCCUCGCAUUCCGCCGCAUCUUCACCCACAACGUCGCCCUGACGCUGUUUGCACAGUUCUUCCUGAACUUCCACGUCGGGACGUUCAACUCUCUGUGGUUCGUGUUUCUGUCAACACCAGUAUGGGAUCCCGCAACGUCGAGCCACAGCCCCCGGCUGCCCUUUUUCUUCACGGGUGGCAUCGGCCUACACCCGCGGUCAGUUGGCAUCGCCAUGGCCAUCCUGGGCGCCAUCGGCAUCACGAUGCAGCUGUUCCUCUAUCCACGAAUAUCGGCGCGCCUGGGCACCCUCAAGUCGUGGCGGUACUUCUUGCUCUGCUUCCCACUUACCUACUUCUUCGUGCCGUACCUGUCCGUCGUCCCCAGCACCACGGCGCCGCCGUCGGCCAAGACCGGCCCGGCCAUCUGGUUCGCCAUCAUCGGACUGCUGUUCAUACAGGUGACUGGACGGACGUUUGCGCUCCCCAGCCAGGUCAUCCUCGUCAACAACUGCUCUCCGCAUCCUAGCGUCCUGGGCACCGUCCACGGCAUAUCUCAGAGCGUGAGCAGCGCGGCGAGGACUAUAGGCCCCAUGGUGGGCGGCGUGGUGUAUGGCUUCGGGCUCAGCCACGGCAUCGUCGGGCUCGUCUUCUGGAUGCUCACUUGCGUCGCCGUGUGUGCGUGUCUGGCAAGCAGGCUGGUCAAGGAAGGAGACGGGCAUGAGAUUUGGCUCGAGGGCGACGAAGAGGAAGAAAUGCCCGCCGGGGCACGUGGCUAGACGAGAGGGCGCGUUCACACACGGACAGACCCUCGAGGGACAUAUUCUUUUUAGAGACAUGGACUUUCAGGCCUGGCUUACAUGUACACUGACAUUAACGCCUAGAUUGACCCAAAGACAGACACAGUAUAGUACAAGACAUAUCGCGUGCGCGCUCCCCGCUGUGAA
Molecule: messenger RNA, 2554 nt
Organism: Purpureocillium takamizusanense
Lineage: Eukaryota; Fungi; Ascomycota; Sordariomycetes; Hypocreales; Ophiocordycipitaceae
Exons: 3
Coding region: 599-2386 (595 amino acids)
Biological process (GO): transmembrane transport
Molecular function (GO): transmembrane transporter activity
Source: RefSeq, a predicted model, not a curated record